UCGGCUGACGUACCGGGAGGGAGCAGACGAUGUGGGUUUGAUGCAGGGAGCCGGGACAGAGUCGAGCACUGGGCCAGUUGCAGAGGAUCGCAUUUCAGCGGCACUGACGGACCUACGGAGUACAGGAUGGUACUGGGGAGCUCUCCAAGCAAACGAAGCCAACGAGAAGUUAAAGGAAGCUUCUGAAGGUACUUUCCUGGUGCGAGACAGUUCCCACCAGGACUAUUUUCUCACCAUUUCUGUGAAAACUGUCCUGGGGCCAACCAACCUGCGAAUUGAAUAUCAAGAUGGCAAGUUCAGGCUCGACUCGGUGAUUCUCAUGAGAUCUAAGCUUCAGCAGUUUGACAGUGUGGUACACCUGGUGGAAUACUAUGUGGGUUUAUGUCGGACACUACAGAACAGCCGCUGUCUGGCUCUUCAAAGCAGAGGCAUCCAACUCUGGUUAACCAAACCUUUCUACACGGAGACCCCUUCGCUGCAACAUUUCUGCCGCAUCGCCAUCCAUAAAGCGACCCGAGAGAUUGAUGAACUGCCUUUGCCGACUAAACUGAAGGAAUACUUGUCAGAAUAUAGGUAUCAGGUUUAAAACGCUCUUAAAGGGGGAAGGAAGCCUGAGGGAGAGCCUUUGUUCAAAGCAUCUCCCGCAGCCAGGAAAGCUGUCCCAACUUUGAAACAAAAACGAAACCAGAAAUUGCUGGAAAAACACAGCAUUUGUGGAGAGGUAUCAGAGAUAACGUUGCGGAUCCAGUCACCCUUCUUCAGAACUGCUUUGUUUUUGCUUGUUUUUCUUGUAUAAUAUUGUCCAAUGUUUCCACCUCUGACACUCUGUACUCGGUCUUUGCUGCCGAUUUGGGUGAAGUUUGUGAUUGCCUUGCAGCACUGAAGCUUAAUUAAUUAUUAAGUAUAUUAGUUGAACCAGUUUACAGUCAACCUGAACAGAAAGGUCUGGAGC
Hemiscyllium ocellatum (epaulette shark) is the source of this 952-nucleotide messenger RNA. RefSeq names its product suppressor of cytokine signaling 2 (gene socs2). The record is from RefSeq and is a predicted model, not a curated record. The transcript has 2 exons. Gene Ontology annotation, biological process: intracellular signal transduction; phosphatidylinositol phosphate biosynthetic process. NCBI's taxonomy places the organism in Eukaryota, Metazoa, Chordata, Chondrichthyes, Orectolobiformes, Hemiscylliidae. Gene Ontology annotation, molecular function: 1-phosphatidylinositol-3-kinase regulator activity. Gene Ontology annotation, cellular component: phosphatidylinositol 3-kinase complex. Bases 41 to 586 code for a protein of 181 amino acids.